UCUCAGCUUCCCUCCUCCUCCUCCUCUUCAUCACAGACUCACCUCCUCCAGCUCAACAGCUUUCCUCCAAGAUGGCGGCGCUGUGGCUCCAGUCGGUCUCUCUGCUCGUCCUGAUGCUCGUGUCCUGGUCGGGCUCCCAGGCCGUGGUCCCCCCCCAGCACCUCUGUGGCGCUCACCUGGUCGACGCCCUCUACCUGGUCUGUGGCGAGAGAGGCUUCUUCUACACCCCCAAGAGAGACGUGGACUCUCUGCUGGGUUUCCUUCCCCCGAAGUCGGGCGGAGCAGCAGCGGGCGGCGACAACGAGGUGGCCGAGUUCGCCUUCAAGGACCAGAUGGAGAUGAUGGUGAAGCGAGGCAUCGUGGAGCAGUGCUGCCACAAGCCCUGCAACAUCUUCGACCUGCAGAACUACUGCAACUGAACCCCGUUAGCCCCCCCCACCCAUCGCCCCCGGCCCGUGGCAGCAGAGGAGCGGCACUGCUGUUGUGUCUCUCUCAGAUGAAACGCUGAGAAAUGGAUGAAAUUAUUUUUCCUAGAAAAUAAAGUUUUGUGAAUUCAGAAAA
Platichthys flesus (European flounder) is the source of this 561-nucleotide messenger RNA. It is a transcript of the gene ins, whose product is annotated as preproinsulin. The record is from RefSeq and is a predicted model, not a curated record. Gene Ontology annotation, cellular component: extracellular region. Gene Ontology annotation, molecular function: hormone activity. The coding region runs from base 72 to 419 and encodes 115 amino acids. The transcript is spliced from 3 exons. Lineage: Eukaryota; Metazoa; Chordata; Actinopteri; Pleuronectiformes; Pleuronectidae.